UGAUGUGCAAUAAUUUAUCUAACUUUUGUAGGCUAGCUGCUCCUGUCCUGCUCAGAUCAGCAAUCCUACAUCUACAAUAGUUCAGUGACAUUCUGACUCCUUAGUCUCCUUUAACUUUAAGCAACCUUGCUGUGACUCUCAGUCUCAGACUGAUUACUUCAAUUCACUCACUCUCACAGUCACAGAGCCUAAACCAGCAACAAUGAAUUAUCCUGGAGCAUACAGCGGUCAGGCUCCUAAUGCUCCAUAUCAAGCAACUGCGGCCCCACAAUACGGGGCCCCUCCACAGCAGCCAUAUGGAGCCCCUCCGCAGCAGCAGCCAUAUGGGGCCCCUCAGCAGCAGCAGCCAUAUGGGGCCCCUCAGCAGCAGCAGCAGCCAUAUGGAGCACCCCCACAGCAGCCAUAUGGAGGGACUGCACCUCCUCAGCCAUAUGGAGGUGCCCAACAGUUCCACCAGCAGAGCCAUGCGCCGCCACCCAACUAUGCAGCUCAGCCCCAGCAAGCCCCUGGCUACCCGCAACCUCCUGGCGGCGUCAGCCACCCUUUACAUUCAGAGUAUACAAGCAGACUAAACCUGCUGCGCGUCAUGCUGGUCGGUCCACCUGUCUCGGACAAUUUUACGGCCGGUCCCUAA
This is a messenger RNA of Hyalella azteca, 634 nucleotides long. RefSeq names its product TM2 domain-containing protein DDB_G0277895-like. The transcript is spliced from 6 exons. NCBI's taxonomy places the organism in Eukaryota, Metazoa, Arthropoda, Malacostraca, Amphipoda, Hyalellidae. The record is from RefSeq and is a predicted model, not a curated record. The coding region runs from base 203 to 634 and encodes 143 amino acids.